CACCCGAGAAGAGGAUCCGUCAAUGGCCGGCGACCGGAAGCGGCCGUACCGCAAUUUCCGCCGCGCCCGCUCCCGUUCGCCGCCGCCGAGCGCGCCCUUCCUCGACAGCAAGCGCCGCGCCUCUCUGAAUCCGAGGUCGAAAUCGAUAUCGAAAUCCCCCCGUACCCGCGUCCCUACCACCACGCCCGCCCCAUCGCCGCCGCCGCCGCCGCCGCCGCCGCCCCCGCCGUCGCCCCGAAACAAGAACUGGGCAGGCGGCCGAAUUUCAAUUCGUACCUCGACGCCCCCAAUUUGCCGCCCAAGAUCAGGGUCCUGUGCGAAAUCGUCGCCCGGACCCCCGCCCACGCCGUCGAGGAGGUCCUCGGGGAUGCCGGCAUCGGGGUCGGGCAGGAAGACGUCGAGGACGUGCUCAAGCUGUCCUACGCCUUCCCGGGCGCCGCCGUCAAGUUCUUCCGAUGGGCCGGGCACCAGCUCAAGGACGACCACAGCCCGUACGCUUGGAACUUGGUGGUGGACAUGCUGGGCAAGAACGCCCUGUUCGAUGCGAUGUGGGACGCCGUGAAGUCGAUGCAGAAGAAGGGGCUGCUCUCGCUCGCCAGCUUCGCCUCGGUUUUCAGUAGCUACGUGAUUGCCGGGAGCUUGCCGGAAGCUAUCAUGACUUUUGAAGUGAUGGACCAAUACGGCAUGCCGCCUGACGUCGUGGCAUUGAAUUCGCUGAUCAGCGCCAUAUGUAGGGACGGUAAGACCGUGGACGCAGUGGACUUCUUACAGGUCGUGAAGGAGAGGAUUAGGCCGGACGCCGAUACGUAUGCGAUAUUGUUGGAGGGUUGGGAGAAUGAAGGGAAUGUGACUGGUGCUAGGCGGACUUUCGCCGAGAUGGUGACAGAAAUCGGUUGGGACCCGGCCAAUCUGCCUGCCUAUAGCUCGUUUUUGUGUACUUUGCUAAAGGGUCCUAGUGGCAUGUCUGAAGCGUUGAAAUAUUUCGGGACGAUGAGCGAUCACCAGUGUUAUCCAGGUAUGAAGUUCUUUCAGGAUGCAUUGGAGGAGUGUAUAAAGUGUGCUGAUUCUAAAGGAGCCAGCUUUCUAUGGGAAGCUAUGGUAGGAAGAGUUGGGUGUAGACCAGAUACAGAAAUGUAUAAUUCAAUGAUAGCUUUACAUUGUGACACCGACCACAUCGAUGUAGCCGAGAGACUGUUGGAUGAAAUGGUCUACAAUGGGGCAUUUCCAGACGAUAGAACUUACAAUAUUUUGCUUCAGUUCUUGAUCAUAUACAGGAAACUAAAGGAGGCCUCGAUAGUGUUUACAGAGAUGGUGAAAAAUGAAUGCUUGCCAAGCCUGGCCAAUUGUAAUGCAGCUGCCAGGAUAUUUAUAGAUAUAGGAGACCAUCACUCAGCUAUGAAGGUCUGGAAAUGGAUGGUCGAGCACUACAGGUCCGAUUUGGAUGAGACUGGAAAUAUUUUGAUUGUGGGGCUUCUUAAUCUCAAUAGGCUCCCUGAAGCAGUCAAAUAUGCCGAGGAUAUUAUUGAAAGAGGAAUUAAAUUGUCCUCUUCCACAUUGUCGAAAUUGAAACAGAGCCUUUCCAAGGCUGGAAAGUUACAUGUGUAUGAUGAACUUUUGAGGAAGUGGAGAAGUCCUCUUGUAGCUUAAAAUUCAUGCAAGCCUUCAUUUUUAGAGGUGGCAUUUUCAGACUGGCCAUAUUUUGUUUCUAGUCAACUAUAUAUUCUGUGCCUCCAAUUCUUCCGUCCUCUCUAAGAAUGAUCUGUAAAUCUCUAAACCUUCUUAUUUGCAUGAACUACAUUCUCCUUGGUUGUGUGGACAAUGUUAAUCUGGAUAUAUGUGUCAACCGAAAACCGUGCUUUUUGAGUAGUA
This is a messenger RNA of Eucalyptus grandis, 1869 nucleotides long. Its product is annotated as pentatricopeptide repeat-containing protein At1g77360, mitochondrial. The record is from RefSeq and is a predicted model, not a curated record. Gene Ontology annotation, molecular function: protein binding. The transcript has a single exon. Lineage: Eukaryota; Viridiplantae; Streptophyta; Magnoliopsida; Myrtales; Myrtaceae. The annotation marks the transcript as partial.